Durusdinium trenchii is the source of this 2157-nucleotide messenger RNA. The record is from the annotation of a GenBank genome assembly. Lineage: Eukaryota; Dinophyceae; Suessiales; Symbiodiniaceae.
CUGCAGCAAAGAACGCCUCCGAAAGCGCCGUCCCUAGAGGUCCAGAAGAUUUGAGAUAUUUGAUAACAAUUUGAGAAAACAACGUUAUCAAGGUGGCUCACUUGAACGGAGGAAGAUGUGGCCAUUUUCAUGAGAUGCAGUCAUCAUGCCUUCUCGAAGACCUGUUGCCUGCCCUUCUCCAUGGAAUUUGGUUGAUAACUUGCUCGUCUUGAUCUUUUGCCCAUUUUUGAAGGUUUUGUUUAUCCUUUGAUUCCUUCGAUCUUUCUUUUGUGUUGCAAAGUUGUGUGGCUUCUCUCUCUCUCUCUGCAUUCUGGCUGCUACUGAACUGCAUCGUUUUUCUUCUUCCUGAUGCCUUCCAUUUUUUAGCAGGCUGAAAUAACGAUUUCAGUAGGUGUAAAGUCAGAAAGGCUUAGGUCGAGGUAUUGGCUGUAUUGAGUUUGAACCCCCACGCAGCUUAGAACUAUUGGUGACAGGAACCGUCUCAAAUUCAGGACAAGAAUAGCAAAAGGAACCUAAUAGCGGCCUCCAACCUAAGAGCAAUCGGCCGUCUGAAAUAUUUGCAAAUCAUGUUUGUCGCCCGUCUUCUCGAAGAACUGCGGAAGCUGAUGCAAUGGAUCGCUGACAUCCAAAAACUGAGUACGACUUGCCUUUCAAGGCCUUGAUGUCCAGAGCAUGGUGACCUGAAGAUUUGAUGACCUGCUGAAGAGCGCCUUUUUUCUGUCAUCCUAUUUGCGAAGCAGGUUGCACUGCACGGCUGUCGCACCCGGCCUUUGUGAUCCGGCCCAAAGCUUCCGCUUUCGGUGAAACAUCUGAAACACGGAUGAGUUCGCACUGACCUGGUGCUCACAAUGAGCUUGCUGCCUCUCUAAUUUUCCAGGGCAAGGGUCUAGGCAUUCAGACUGCAUCCGCUGAGACUAUUGCGAGAAGAGCGACAUCGCGCUUGGUCCUGCGAGAACGUUCAUUUGAAAGUCAUCGAGGACCAGCCCUGGGAGGCCUGGGCUUUAGAUAGCCAACCUGCUUUCCAGCAUCUGAAUUUCAAGGUAUUGGACCCUCAUCCUUUGAAGGAUAGGGAUGAUGUCAUUUGGAGCUUAGCCCAGCCUCCGUACAACCAGACGAUGCCUGAUGGGACCAAGAGAAAACCGGAGGUGGUUACUGCACGCUUUUGGACGAACAUGCAUGUACCGCCUGGACGCGCCUUUGCAGUUGAGGCACUGAACCGUCUGGACGUUGUGCGGGAGUGGAUGCCUCAGCUCUUUAGCAACUUGGGUGUAGCGGGAUCUGUGGACCUCUAUGCAACACGCGUAGGGCGCAAUAAGGUUGGAUCCUAUGGCUGGCACCUGGACACUGUCGAUGCUUUGAUAUACGUCCUCCAGGGUGCCAAGCGCGUGCGCGUGGCUGGGCACUACCCUGGAAGCAAGGUCACCAUGGAUAAGGUGCUGAGCGCAGGCUCCAUGGUCUAUGUCCCUGGCGGUCGCUUCCAUGUGUUGCACGCUCUGCCCAUUGAUGUGGAUGCGAAAACUGCAGGCUUAGUCGUUGCCCUCAGCAUUGGCCUUUUUAAUCCCAAUGAGGAUUUGCUGCAGGUCCGCACUGAUACCUACAGGUCGGCCUUUGAACAUCGUAACCUGCUUUGGUCGGACAUGACCAGCCACUCAGCUUUUCUGCCGGAGAACUUCCCCAGGAAACCGGAGGUUGUUUAUGCUGACAAGGAUGCGUUGGACUCGAAGGGCUUUGGGGCCAUCCAUCGGCGCGUGCUUCAAAAAGAUGCGCUGCGCCUGGCAAUGCUGCUGCGCCAAGGGGCUGAGGUGAAUCUCCAUAGCCAACCGCCUGAGGGCCCGUCAUUGACACCUUUGGGUUUAGCAGCGUGUUGCGUGGACGACGAGGAAGUGGCUUUGCUGCUCACUGCCAAGCUGUUGGAAUUUGGCGCAGAGCCAACCGUUGAAUUUCAUGAUGGAGAGAACUUCUCAGCCGUGCAAGUGGCCCAUCGCCGCAAUGAGGCAUUUGCUGCCCAGAUGGCACUGCGACUAUACGCUGCUAGCGACUCAAGCGAGCUGUGAGGAAAGGCAACGCACUUCGUUUUGUGCAAAGAGGAUCGAAGAGGCUCACUUCGUUUAAUCUGCUCGUUUUGUACUUGGACCGAGCUCCUCGUCUUUAGCCAUG